Messenger RNA from Mesorhabditis belari, 1158 nucleotides. The record is from the annotation of a GenBank genome assembly. Lineage: Eukaryota; Metazoa; Nematoda; Chromadorea; Rhabditida; Rhabditidae.
AUGCCACCAAAGCCCGUGGGAGGUCCAUCAAAAAAGACCGAACAAAAGAAAAAGGAGAAGGUCAUCGAGGAUAAGACGUUCGGCUUGAAGAACAAGAAAGGAGCCAAGCAACAGAAAUUCGUGCAACAAGUCACAAAUCAGGCUAAACAAAGCUCCCAAGCCAAGCAACAAGCCGACCUUGCGAAGAAAAAGGCCGACAAGGAUAAGGAUGAGCUCGACGAUCUCAACAGGCUACUAAAGCCGGUGAUUGGGAUGCAAAAAGUGGAGAAAGAUGUUGAUCCAAAGUCGAUUCUUUGCCUCUUCUUCAAGCAAGGCAUGUGUACAAAGGGCUCAAAAUGCAAAUGGAGUCACGAUCUUUCAAUCGAACAAAAGGUUGUGAAGCGAAACUUGUAUGUGGAUUCUCGAGAUCUUGGAGAUAAUGAAACAAACGAGAAUUGGGAUGAGAACAAACUCUCCGAGGUGGCCGAAACAAAACACGGAGAAGCGGACAGGAAAAGGACCAAUCAAACAGAUAUUGUUUGUAAAUUUUUCAUUGAAGCCGUCGAGAACUCGAAAUACGGUUGGUUUUGGGAAUGCCCGAACGGUGCGACAUGUAUCUACCGCCACGCCCUUCCGCCUGGAUUUGUUCUGAAAAAGGAUCGAAAGACGUUAGAAGAUCUGAAGAAACAAGAUGAAAUCACUUUGGAGGAACUCCUCGAAAAAGAGCGGUCCGAGUUGAGCUCAAAGAAUUUGACGAAGGUCACUUUGGAGACAUUCAUUUCCUGGAAGAAGCGAAAAUUGCGCGAAAGGAAAAAGGCCGAAGAGGAAGCAGAAAAGGCGAAGAAGGAAAAAGUCAAAAUGGGCAAACACGGUGGAAUGAGUGGUCGUGAUUUGUUCACAUACAAUCCCGACCUUAUUCAAGAUGACGAUGAUGAGGCUGAUGACUUUGCUUAUGAACGGGAAUUGGAGGAAGGAGAAGAGGAAUCCGGUCCUGUAUUCGAAAUUGAUGAGAGGACUUUCUUCAAUUUUGACGGUAUGGACAUGAACGACCUCGACGAGCCUGGAGUCAGCGAUUCGGUCAAUGAUGGUAUGGCAAAGAUGGCCAUCAAUGCAGACUUAUUUGAUGUCGAUGAAGCGGGUGAGCUGGACUCGGAUGUAGACGAGGACGAGGAUGAGAGC